AUGGCUUCAUUUCGGGAGAAAUACUCGCGUUUAUGCCGCGAUAACCGCGUAGAGCCACUUCAUACGAUAUUGCAACAAUCAUGGGAAAGUUGUGAUGAUGUCGGCGCCUCUUCUGUCAAGAGACGACUCGAUCUGUCAACAAUGUGCUUGACGGUUGAACAGUGUGCCGUGCUAGCAAAGUGCUUGAGGAAUGACGACACAUUUACCGAUCUGAAAUUGACAGAUUGUGUAUUGAAUGACGAAGGCUGCAAGGCUUUGUGUCGCGGCUUGAAGUCGAAUUGUCAUAUCCGGGAUCUUGACUUGAAAGGAAAUAACCUUCGCAGUGGAGGAGCAGAAGCUUUAGGAAAUUUAUUGAAACACAACAACGCUCUACGAAGAUUGUCAUUGGAAUGGAAUUGUGUUGGUGCUUUUGAUGGAGGAGUGGCUUAUUUGGCUGAAGGAUUGGCUGCUAAUGGCAGCUUAGAGAAGCUGGACAUACGAAGCAAUCAGGUAUCACACAAGGGAGCUGAGGAAAUAGCUGCUAUGUUGAAGAAGAAUGCUACCUUAAAAGAACUUGAUUUACGAUGGAAUAAUUGUGGUGUACUUGGAGGUCGUGCAUUACUGUCUGCUCUUCAGCAGAACAAAACGCUCAUUCAGCUUGACUUAACAGGAAACGAUGUUCCCAACGACAUUGUUAAAUCUAUUGCUGUCACUUUGGGGAGAAAUGUGGAGAACCAAGCAAUGGAAUCUCAGUUCCACUUUCAAACAACAGUGCUUACACGAGAGAUUAAACAGUUACAACAAGAUAGUAGGAUACAGAUUUCUGAUCUAAUUGAGAAGCUCGAUCAUCAAAAAGAACGGUUCGAGCAAACGAGUCGAUCAUCUCAACUAAAGAUUGGUCAGCUGCAGGAAUCUUUAGCUGAAACGAGCCAUGAGAAGGAAUUACUGGAGUCAAAGUAUAGUAUGAGUGAGGCUUGUGUGACAGUAGCAGAGCAGAAAGUGAAAGACCUUGGUGAUCUAGUGGUGAGGCUGAAGGCUGAGGCAGAUGAUGAGAGAAGAGAGUACAAAACUGAGCUUGAGAAAGAGAAGCAGAGAAGAGUUUCCAUUGAGAGAUGUCUUUCUGAGUCUGUGAAAGCAAGUCAGGAACAAGAAGACGAUAUGAACAAACAGAUUCAAGAUCUACAAAUUCAGUUAAAGAAGUUGAAUCAACAUAUUGUUGUCCUGAAAUCUGAACUGGAGAUUGCACAGCAAACAAACAAGCAUAAUCUAAAAGAAUCUGAUGAGAAACUUCGCCAAGAAGAAGAACGACACUUCAAGAUUGUACGAGAGAUGGAAAAACGACACAGAGCCGAGGAAGCUAGGCUGUCUGAGGUCCAGCAGUCCUGUGAACAGACGUGGCAAGAAAGAUUUCAGCAAGCUGAAAGUGCACGGUUUCAAAAGGAACAGAUAAUUUUACAAUUGAAAACAGAUCAUCUUGAUAAUAAGAGACGCUGGGAUGAUGAGACUCUUCGGACAGUUGAACAGAUGAAGGAGGCAGAGAAAAUGAGGGUAAGACAGUUGGAAGAGAAAAUUUUAUCUGUGGAGUCAGACAAUCGUGAUCUGCAGUCACGCGUCAAUAAUCAGGCAUCCCAAGUGCUUGAGCUGCAGUCACUGGUCAAUAGUAGAGAUGUGGAACAGAGAACUUUGAAAAGAAAUUUGGAAGAAAGCAGAAAGGAAGCAGAUCAUAGAUGUUUGACAAUUCAGGCAGAAGUUUCACGACUCCAGCAAUCUUUGGAUCAGAGAGCAAGUCAACUAGAGGAAUCACGUGCUCAUGAGAAGAAAUUACAUGAAAAUUUAGCACAACUUGAGUCAGAGAUAACAGUUGCUGUAGCUCAAGAAAAGUCAAAACUAUUGUCUAAAGACACCGAAAUUGCCUCCCUGAAGGAAAAGCUUCGUAAGCAGGCUCUUGUCUUCCAACAAAUUCGCGAGGAAGAAAUGAGGCGGGCAGAACAAUUACAAACAGCCAUGGAACGGUACCUGAAGAGCAGCAAUAACUCCGUUAUUGACCCAGUCUUUCAAUAGCAUCUACAAUCUAUAGAAUACUCAGUAAUUGGCACAUGUACCUAGAUGCAUGCGUAUGUAGCAUGUUGAGUUACGUCUGCCAGUAGAGUUAGGUGAGUACGUCAUGAGCUGCAAUUGAUUUUGUUUGCCCUAAGGGGCUAGUUGGUGGAUUCAUUCCGGGACUAAGAACUUUCGUUCUGAGAGAAGAACCAAAUCUAUGUGUAAGUACA
Corticium candelabrum is the source of this 2249-nucleotide messenger RNA. Its product is annotated as leucine-rich repeat-containing protein 45-like. Gene Ontology annotation, molecular function: protein binding. The record is from RefSeq and is a predicted model, not a curated record. Lineage: Eukaryota; Metazoa; Porifera; Homoscleromorpha; Homosclerophorida; Plakinidae. Bases 1 to 2040 code for a protein of 679 amino acids. The transcript has 16 exons. Gene Ontology annotation, cellular component: centrosome.